Messenger RNA from Aspergillus aculeatus ATCC 16872, 2487 nucleotides. RefSeq names its product RNA-binding ribosome biosynthesis protein MRD1 (gene mrd1). The transcript has 4 exons. Gene Ontology annotation, molecular function: mRNA binding. The coding region runs from base 1 to 2487 and encodes 828 amino acids. NCBI's taxonomy places the organism in Eukaryota, Fungi, Ascomycota, Eurotiomycetes, Eurotiales, Aspergillaceae. The record is from RefSeq and is a predicted model, not a curated record. Gene Ontology annotation, cellular component: cytoplasm; nucleus; ribonucleoprotein complex.
AUGGAAAGCACCAGAGUUUUUGUCUCUGGCCUUCCGCCCACUUUCUCUGAUGAUCAAUUGAGAAAGCAUUUCGCCAGUCGCUUCCAGGUCACGGACGCUCAUGUAUUGCCCAAGCGCAGGAUCGGCUUCGUGGGCUUCAAGAGCCAUGAGGUUGCCCAACAGGCCGUGUCUUAUUUUAAUAAGACCUACAUGAAGAUGUCCAAGAUCUCAGUAGACAUUGCUAAGCCGAUUGAUGCCGAACCUACCCCAAGAGCCCGCAAGUCUGGCAACGCCCAGGAUCAUGACGAUGCGGGAAGUUCGCUCAAGCGUAAGCGCGAUGGCGACAAGACCGAGGAUCCCAAGCUGCAGGAGUACCUUUCCGUAAUGCAGCACUCGUCUAAGACUAAGACGUGGGCCAACGACGACGCCAUGCCUAAAGCUCCAGAGACAAACUCACCUGCAGAACAGCCCGUCGAAGACGAAGAAGAGGAGCCGCAGGAGCUCACUUACGCCCAAAGGAAGAAGGCCAAGCUUGGCGACGUCCCGGCUAAUCCUAGAGAGUUGCAUAGUGCGGGCCAACAAGCUGAAGCAGAACCAGAGCCCAUGGUCGUCGAUCAUAGUGGCGAGGGUGAUGCCGAGCCGUCGGCGGAUCAGGAUGAUGCUGUCGCCCCUGAGGAAGAACAGGCGCCUGUCUCGGAUGCGGACUGGCUUCGCUCCAAGACGAGUCGUCUCCUUGGCCUCCUCGACGAGGAUGAGCAAGCAGAGUUUGACUCUCCCGCACAGCAGAAGCCCGCUGCUUCUCCCGAGGCAGAGUCGAGGAUGGAAGUUGACCUCGAACCUGCUCAGGAUGUCGCCACCACCGAAGAACCUUCCGCUGGUAAAAUAGCGAAAGAGCCGGAGGUCGACACCAACAUUGAGAACAUUCGCAUCUCAGCACGUCUCUUCGUCCGCAAUCUGGCUUAUGACACGUCCGACUCGGAUCUUCAACCAAUAUUUGCUCCUUUCGGCCAAAUUGAAGAGAUCCACGUUGCUGUUGAUACUCGGUCAAACACCAGCAAGGGUUUUGCCUACAUCCAAUAUGUCAAUGCUGAUGCUGCCGUAGAGGCCUACAAACAGCUGGAUGGCAAGCACUUCCAAGGCCGUUUGAUGCAUAUUUUACCGGCUGCUGUCAAGAAGACGUAUAAGAUUGACGAGACCGAGCUAGCGAAGCUCCCACUGAAGAAGCAGAUGCAAAUCAAGAAGAAGAUGGGGGCGGCAUCUUCAUCUUUUAGCUGGAACUCACUCUACAUGAACGCCGACGCUGUCAUGUCGUCAGUAGCUGAACGUCUUGGUGUGUCGAAAGCAGAUUUGCUUGACCCCACUUCGUCUGAUGCAGCAGUUAAGCAAGCGCACGCUGAGACGCACGUAAUUCAGGAGACGAAAGCCUACUUCUCAGCCAACGGCGUCAACAUUGAGGCCUUUAAGCAACGGGAACGUGGAAACACGGCUAUCCUAGUAAAGAACUUCUCAUAUGGCGUCAAGACUGAUGACAUUAGGAAACUAUUUGAUCCGUAUGGACAAAUCACCAGGCUACUGAUGCCGCCCAGCGGUACCAUAGCAAUCGUCGAGUUUUCGCGCCCCGACGAGGCUCAGAAAGCCUUCAAGAGUCUUGCGUACCGCAAACUAGGGGACUCGAUCCUCUUCCUAGAGAAGGCUCCCAAGGAUCUAUUUGAUCCCAACGUCGUGCCGCAGAAGCCAACCACCGAGAUUAAGGCUGUCUCACAAGGAUUCUCCACGGCUGACACGUUUGCGGCAGAUGAGGCUGUCGAUGACAACCUGCCCACAACCACUCUAUUUGUAAAGAACCUCAACUUCGCUACCACCAACCAGAGCUUUGUGGACCUCUUUCGACCACUGGAUGGCUUUAUCACCGCUAGGAUCAAGACCAAGCCCGACCCCAAACGCCCUGGGCAGACUCUCAGCAUGGGCUUUGGCUUUGCGGAGUUCCGCACCAAGGCUCAGGCGCAGGCUGCUCUAGGCGCGAUGAACGGCUAUAAGCUUGAUCAGCAUGAACUGGUGGUUAGGGUGUCUCACCGCGGAAUGGAUGCUGCGGAGGAGCGGAGACGGGAGGACACCGCGAAGAAGGUGGCCGCCAGACGGACGAAGAUCAUCAUUAAGAACUUGCCGUUCCAGGCCACCAAGAAGGACAUCCGGUCGCUCUUUGGCGCCUAUGGCCAGCUUCGCUCUGUGCGGGUGCCUCAGAAGUUUGACAGGACGGCCCGUGGUUUUGGUUUUGCUGACUUUGUAAGCGCUCGUGAAGCGGAGAAUGCCAUGGACGCCCUUAAGAACACGCACUUGCUGGGCAGGAAGCUGGUGCUGGAAUUCGCGAACGAGGAGGCGAUCGAUGCUGAGGAAGAGAUCAAGCAGAUCGAAAAGAAAGUAGGAGAGCAGAUGGACAGGGUGAAGCUACAAAAACUUAGUGGUCCUGGGCGCAAGAAGUUCACUGUAGGGGCCCAGGACGAGGAGUAG